This is a messenger RNA of Lemur catta (Ring-tailed lemur), 1364 nucleotides long. RefSeq names its product transmembrane epididymal protein 1 (gene TEDDM1). The coding region runs from base 90 to 995 and encodes 301 amino acids. The record is from RefSeq and is a predicted model, not a curated record. The transcript has a single exon. Lineage: Eukaryota; Metazoa; Chordata; Mammalia; Primates; Lemuridae.
CUUUCCAAACCCAGAAUUUGAAGUGGCCUCAGGUGCGGCCUUGCCUGAAUCUUGAGCUUUUCUCCUUGUUUAGACAGAUCUGCAGUUCAAUGGGAACCUUUAUAGGUCAUGUCUAUCCAGGGCUUUUUCUGUUCUUAUAUGGACUGUAUCAGGCAAUAGUGGUCUCCAAAGCUGUAAUAUUCAAUGACUCUCUCCUGUAUCCUUUGUGCUCUACCAGGAAUAAGGGAAGAUGGGCCAGGAUGUGGAAUAUAUCCUAUGGAGGUUUGUUGAAGAUGGUGGCUGGCUCCCUCUUGAUAGCUUAUGAGAUCAGCUGCAUUAAAGGAGGCCUAAUACUGAUGAACAGGGAGCUGCCACCAAGGUUUAUGUAUCCCAAAGAGUGGCAGCACCUCACCAUGUUCACGCUCCUCGCCCUCAAUGGCUGUGUAGACUUCAUGAGCAGGAACGUUCUCCCUCAGCGGUGUGUGGUCCUAGAAAAAGGAACCCUGGUCCUGAGCUUCUACGAGCUCCUGCUGCUGAUGGUGUCACAUGUUAAGGACUCGGAAGGGGUGGAGCUGCAAGUGCACUCUCUGCUCAUCCUGGUGGUGUUCCUGCUGAUGCUGGUGCUGACCGCAGAGCUGUGGGCCCCCGACAUGUCUCAGCUCUGGGUGAUGGAGACCUUCCUGUUUCUGAUGAUGGGGUCCUGGCUGAUGCAGGCGGGCUUUAUUCUAUUCAGACCAGUCUCCGGCUACCCAUGGCAGGACGAUGACAUGAGUGACAUCAUGUUUAUCACCACUUUCUUCUGCUGGCAUUUGAUGAUCAAUGGCUCAUGCCUCUUGGGAAUCCAUGGCGUCUCCUUUUUUUGGCAUCGUUGUUACAGUCCUAGGUUGAAGCUGAUGACGUCCAAAGAAGCUCCAUAUCACACAAGCACUCCAGGACCCCUCUACAAGUUGCUGCAGGAAGCGGAGCAGUCAGAGAAAGAUGACCAGGCUCUCCUCCUUUCACAGAGCUCCCCCUGAGCCAGGGCCUACACUGCCCGCACAUAGUGUACCCCAUCUUCCCCAGUGAAGGUAAUGGCCCUAAGGACAGCAGUUGGUCCCCAUCUGCUUGUGCACUUCCUGUUCCUGAGUGUCUAAUUGCUGAGGAGUUGAGGAGAAAGGUGCCUGAGAAAGAGCUGCUGAUUGGAUUUGGGGGGAGGGAGGGAAGAGGACCAGAGGUAAAGAUUAACGUGCAAGAAAAGGCAUGGGAGGGAAGAAGGGAAGAGAAGGAAGGGCUUUUGGGGGGAAGAGCAGAGUCAAGCAAUCAUGCUGUCACCAGCUGCUUCUGCAGGCACAAGGGAUUGCCUUUUACCUGAAGGAAUAAAGAUUUCUCACAAUUCAAAACUGAAA